Messenger RNA from Hordeum vulgare subsp. vulgare (domesticated barley), 1053 nucleotides. Its product is annotated as flavanone 3-dioxygenase 3-like. The coding region runs from base 1 to 915 and encodes 304 amino acids. The record is from RefSeq and is a predicted model, not a curated record. The transcript is spliced from 3 exons. Lineage: Eukaryota; Viridiplantae; Streptophyta; Magnoliopsida; Poales; Poaceae.
AUGGGAAACAGGGACAACAUCAAGUCAUUUGCAGCGAAACGACCGCGCUUCUCAAAGGCCGCGAUUCGCAAGUUCCUCCAGGACAGCCUGCAGCUCGGAGUCAGGCAAGCGCAACAUGGGAUAAGUCAAUCUGUCAUGGACCGUGCUGUUGAAGCAGCUUCAGAUUUCUUCAAAUUGCCAAGUGAGACAAAGCAGGAGUUUGCAUCAGACGACAUCCGACAGCCUGUUAGAUACGGCACCAGCUUAACGGACGGCGCUCGUCCAUCACGGGCAUUCCUAAAGCAUUAUGUCCACCCCCUCAGUGAAUGGAUGAAAUAUUGGCCGGAAAAACCACCGACCUACAGGGAAGACAUGGGAAAAUUUUCAGCUGAAGUAAGGAGGGUGGCUCUGCAGCUGAUGGAAGCCAUACUUGAAGGCCUAGGACUGGGCAAGCAUUACCAGCAUGAUGAAUUUGAGAGGGGAUUGCAGCUACUGCAAGUGAACUGCUACCCGAAAGAACCAGAAGGCGAAUCGGCGAUAGGGCUGGCACCGCAUUCCGAUCAUGGAUUUCUUACCAUCUUGCUCGCGAGCUGCCCGGGCCUGGAGGUUCUCGACCGAAGUACCAACACCUGGAGAGUGGUCCAGCAACCACGACACGUGUUGCACGUCCACGUAGGAGACCUCAUGGAGGUCCUGAGCAAUGGCAGGAUCAAGACCGUCGUGCACCGUGCUGUCCUGAACCCUGGAGAGGCAAGGAUCUCCAUGGCGAGCAUCCAUAGUUUUGUGAUGCACGAGAAGGUCUCCGUUGCCAAGGAGCUGGUGGAUGAGCAAGAUCCUGAGAAGUACAAGGAGAGCAGCUUCAGUGACUUCCUGGACUACGUCACGAGCAAUGUGGAUAAGAAGCGCAUGAGCUUUCUUGACAGCCUUAGGAUGUGAGGAGCGUACCACCCUGAUAAUCAGGGUCUAAUCUUUAUUCGAAGCACAAGAGCGAGUAAUAUGACAGGCUCCAUACCUAGGAAGUUCAUUCUCUAUCUGUUUCAGACGGCUUAUCUGUAAUGUUACUUUUGGUGUGAA